Daphnia pulicaria is the source of this 4488-nucleotide messenger RNA. Its product is annotated as DNA-directed RNA polymerase III subunit RPC1-like. The record is from RefSeq and is a predicted model, not a curated record. Gene Ontology annotation, molecular function: DNA-directed RNA polymerase activity; DNA binding. The coding region runs from base 162 to 4337 and encodes 1391 amino acids. NCBI's taxonomy places the organism in Eukaryota, Metazoa, Arthropoda, Branchiopoda, Diplostraca, Daphniidae. The transcript is spliced from 16 exons. Gene Ontology annotation, biological process: DNA-templated transcription.
CAAACGGUCAGUUGCUCGUUGCUGGCCUGAUGCUGCAAGUAGCAAGGCAGCGUCUUCAACAUUUUUUAACAUUCCUUUCGUUCCUUCGUGUAAAAUUUCACGUGUUUUUACCAUAGUCGUUCUAAAAACCCCUCGUAUACCGUAGAAAUAAGGUAGAAACAAUGGUUAAAGAACAGUAUCGAGAAACUGAUGUGAUCAGAAAAAUAGCUAAAGUAAGCUUUGGAAUUCAGAGCCCACAAGAAAUCCAACAACAAGCCCACAUUCAAAUAGUGAGCGAAAAACUGUAUCUGGAGAAAUCUUCUAGUAAUCAAGAUUCUUCCAGAACACCCAUGCACUAUGGAAUGCUGGAUAGGAAAAUGGGGAUGAAUGUUAAAGAUGCACUUUGUGGUACAUGUGGAAAAGGGCUUGAGGACUGUGUGGGACAUUUUGGGUACAUUGAUUUGGAACUUCCAGUUUUCCAUGUUGGAUAUUUCAAGGCUACUAUAAAUGUCUUGCAAACAAUUUGCAAAACAUGCUCUCAUGUGAUGCUCACUGAGAAGAUGAGAAAAAUUUAUCGAGCUAAGCUAAGGAAUCCAAGCUUACCCUAUCUGUGCAAGAAAGCACUGAGGAAGCAAAUUCAAGAAUUGUGCAAAAAAGUAAAAAGGUGCCCCCAUUGUGAUGAAAUGAAUGGUGUGGUGAAGAAGUGUGGAAUGUUGAAGAUAUCCUAUGAAAAAUUUCGAAAUGCCAAAAAACCCAUCAUUGAAGCAGAAUUAGUUGCCUACGAUAAUGCUGUACAGUUCAACAAAGAGAUUGAACCAAUGUUGUCAUCUGCCUUGAUCAAAAUGCUGAAUCCAAUUGAAGUACUGCACCUCCUUGAGAGAAUUCCAGACGAACAUAUCCAAUUUCUACUGAUGAAUCCGGAACAUGGGCACCCAAAGGACAUGAUUCUCACCCGUGUUCCAGUUCCUCCAGUUUGCAUUCGACCUUCCGUAGUGUCCGAUUUUAAAUCGGGGACAAACGAAGAUGAUUUGACAAUGAAACUAACAGAAAUUGUCUUCCUGAAUGGGGUGAUUGUCAAACACCGUCUCUUGGGUGUAACAAGCCAAAAGAUUCUAGAAGACUGGGAUUUUUUGCAGUUGCAAUGUGCACUUUACAUCAACAGUCAAUUGUCCGGGAUACCUUUACACAUGCAAACAAACAAAAAAUCUCGUGGUCUAGUUCAACGCCUAAAAGGGAAACAAGGACGGUUUCGUGGAAAUCUUUCGGGGAAGCGUGUCAAUUUCUCCGGAAGAACAGUAAUUUCGCCUGACCCGAAUUUGCGGAUUGAUCAAGUUGGCGUUCCGGAAUUGAUUGCGAAACUUCUGACUUACCCUACUCUUGUUAAUGAAGCCAAUAUCGAAUUAAUGAGAAAAUUGGUAAGAAACGGACCAGACAUCCAUCCUGGCGCCAUUUUUCUAAAGGAAAAAGAUUCAAAAUUGACAAGAUCCCUGAAGUACGGAAAUCGCGAAACCCUAGCUCGAAACCUGAAGCGCGGCGAUUUGAUUGAAAGGCAUAUGAUGGACGAAGAUAUCGUCUUGUUCAACCGUCAGCCGUCGUUGCAUAAACUUUCCAUUAUGUGUCACCGAGCCAAGAUUUUGCCGCACCUCACUUUCCGCCUUAAUGAGUGCGUCUGUACACCCUAUAAUGCAGAUUUCGACGGUGACGAGAUGAAUCUUCAUCUUCCUCAAACAGAAGAAGCUCGCGCCGAAGCCUUGAUCUUAAUGGGAAGUAAAUCAAAUUUGGUGACUCCGCGCAACGGCGAAUUACUGAUAGCAGCUAUUCAAGAUUUCAUAACUGGAGCUUAUUUACUGACAUUAAAGGAUGCUUUCUUCGAUCGAGCCAAGACUUGCCAAAUGGUUGCAUCCAUGCUUGCAGGUGACGAGGUGAACAUGGUCAUUAAACUUCCGCCUCCCUGUAUCCAAAAGCCCGCAGCCAUGUGGUCAGGGAAACAGAUUUUUAGUUUGAUUCUUCGACCCAAUCCUGGAAAUCCCAUUAAAGUUAACUUGAGAACUAAAGGGAAAGAAUAUUCUAAGAAGAACGAAGAGUUUUGUGUCAACGACGGGUUUCUAUUGGUCCGUAAUUCUGAGGUGUUAGCAGGAUGCGUUGACAAAUCUACCAUUGGAUCUGGUUCAAAAAUCAACAUUUUUUACGUACUUCUUCGCGACUACGGAGAGGAUUUCGCUAUUCAGGCAAUGUGGAAACUUUGUCGGGUAGCUUCUUAUUAUAUGAUGAACCGGGGAUUCUCUAUCGGCAUUGGUGAUGUAACUCCUGGUAAAACUUUGUUGAAAGAAAAGCAAAAACUUUUGGACUCUGGUUAUUCCAAGUGCGACGAAUACAUUCGUUUACUCACAAUUGGUCAAUUACCUUGCCUUCCUGGUUGCAAUGUAGAAGAAUCCUUGGAAUCGAAAAUCCUUAAAGAACUUUCUGGAAUUCGUGACCAGGCCGGAGAAGUGUGCAAAAAGGAGCUGCAUCCGAGUAACAGCCCAUUGGUCAUGUCAAAAAGUGGCUCAAAAGGAUCAUACAUCAACAUUUCUCAGAUGAUUGCCUGCGUAGGACAACAAGCUUUAAACGGCAAACGAGUUCCCAAUGGUUUUGAAGACCGUAGUUUGCCUCACUUUAAGCGACAUUCAAAAAUCCCGGCAGCUAAAGGGUUUGUCUCCAACAGCUUUUACUCCGGACUUACUCCCACAGAAUUUUUCUUCCACACAAUGGGCGGGCGUGAAGGAUUGGUGGAUACAGCCGUAAAAACAGCUGAAACUGGUUAUAUGCAACGGCGACUAGUAAAAUCGUUGGAAGACCUUUGUUGCCAGUACGAUUCGACUGUGAGAAACUCCACUGGAGAGAUUAUUCAAUUUGUUUAUGGAGGUGAUGGGCUAGAUCCUACUUACAUGGAAGCCAAAGAUCGCCCGGUUGAUUUCCAACGAGCUCUUGACCAUAUCAAAGCCGCUUCCCCUUAUCCGGAUGAAGAACCUUUGGAUGAUAUUGAACUGCAACAAGCUUUCAACACAAUAAUGGACACGGAUUCUUUUAAAAUGCUUGGAGUCGACUUUCAACAUGAGCUCCGGGUUUUUGUUGAGAGCCAAGUCAAACGGAUAAAAAAAGUACGGCAGCUUUUCAAAAUGGAAGGGCGAUCUUUACUUACAGUAGAAAAACACCUGGAGCGCAUAACUGUUGGUCAGUUAGUGGAAUUCUGCGACUUUUCUAAGGAAAAGUAUGAACGGGCUAAAAUUGAGCCAGGUACCGCCGUUGGAGCACUUUGCGCCCAGAGUAUUGGAGAACCGGGUACUCAAAUGACGCUCAAGACAUUUCAUUUUGCUGGUGUUGCUUCCAUGAACAUCACACAGGGAGUUCCUAGGAUUAAGGAAAUUAUUAAUGCUUCAAAAGCAAUCAGUACGCCAGUCAUUUCUACUCAGCUUUUAAAAGAUGAUGACCCGGAGUAUGCUCGACGAGUAAAAGGAAGGAUUGAAAAGACCACACUGGGAGAAGUAACGGAAUAUUUCGAGGAAGUCUAUUUACCCGAUGGUUGUUACAUGUUGAUAAAGUUGGACAUGAAUAGGAUCCGAUUGCUUAAAUUAGAAGUGGACGCAAGUUCCAUUCGAUUGAGCCUAUGCACUGGCAAGCUGAAGAUUAAACCGAAUUUCGUUGCAGUGGUCAGUGAAUCAAUAAUUACUGUCAAACCAGCUCCAAACGCGAAAUCGUCGACGUAUCACGUUAUGCAACAUCUGAAGGAGGAGUUGCCCAAAGUCGUCAUCAAGGGUUUGCCAACUGUCAGUCGAGCUGUUAUCAAUAUUGACGACACGAGAAAGCCACCAAGAUAUUACCUACUUGUUGAAGGUAACAACAUGCGGGAAGUGAUGGCGACUUACGGUGUUCAAGGGUCCUCGACUACAUCAAACAAUAUUUUGGAAGUUUCCAGUACUUUAGGAAUCGAAGCUGCCAAAGCAACGAUUGCUAAAGAAAUUCAACUCACCAUGGAAAGCCACGGCAUGAGUGUUGAUCGUCGUCACGUCGCCCUUCUUUCAGAUCUGAUGAGUUGUCGUGGUGAAAUCUUGGGCAUCACGAGAAACGGAUUGGCUAAAAUGAAAGAAUCGGUUCUGAUGUUGGCCUCAUUCGAAAGUACCUCAGAUCAUUUGUUCGAUGCAGCGUACUACGGCCAGGAAGAUGAGGUUACUGGUGUAAGUGAAUGCAUCAUCAUGGGAAUACCAAUGUCAAUCGGGACAGGGGCUUUUAAAUUACUGUACAAAACCGGAAAGUCGGUUCCACCUAAAACAAGACCACUUAUUUUUGAUGUUCCAGAAUAUCACGUCCCUAUGGUAUAAGUGUUAACAUAAUCUGGAUGCAUGGAGUCGGUUCGGUUGCUGUUAAACUUUAAUUAGUAGACAUUUUUUACGUACGUUGCUGUGUGCUGUCGUUGUACGAUGUUUGCUUUUCGUUUUUUUUUUGUAUGUGUUUUAAGCCAAGAUUACAGGA